Messenger RNA from Spizellomyces punctatus DAOM BR117, 997 nucleotides. RefSeq lists its product as uncharacterized. The record is from RefSeq and is a predicted model, not a curated record. The coding region runs from base 30 to 521 and encodes 163 amino acids. The transcript has a single exon. NCBI's taxonomy places the organism in Eukaryota, Fungi, Chytridiomycota, Chytridiomycetes, Spizellomycetales, Spizellomycetaceae.
AAAGGGGCGGUGGAAAACUUUACCCUUACAUGCUCUACACGUUUGAGCCAGUUGGGGAAUCAUACUAUAAGAAGAUGGACAACGUGGCUCCUAUGAACGGGACUGGUAUGAUGUAUUUGAACACAACGGGUAACUCUUAUGUGGCUGUGAAGACCAACGAUUCUUCAAAAGAGAGGAUGGUCAACGUGUAUCCCCCCGGCAGUGGAGUGGCGAAACUUCAGACUGUCUAUAUCAACGAAACUAUCGGAGAGCGUUCUAUACCAAGCAGCAACAAAGUGGAAUCUCAACAACCGGCAAGUUUUAACGGUACAACACUCUUUAUUAACGGUAAAACCGACUACUAUAAAGAGGGCGGACUCGAGACGAUCGACAUCCUGAAAGCCAAACUGUCGACUGAGCAAUUCGAGGGAUUCUGUAUUGGAAACGUCUACAAGUACCUGACGAGAGCGGGCAAGAAACCUGACAACACCAAGACGGCCGAUUUCAAGAAAGCUUCUUACUAUCUCGGACAAUUACUAUGACGGCCAAGUCACACUGGGACAAACUACCGGCCGAGCUUCAGACGAUGAUUGUUAGGCGGGCACGGUUCGAGGAUGCAAAAGAUAAAGUCUUAUCAAAACUUCAGUUUCCAAAUGACCCCCUGGUUAUGGAGGGUGUACCAGCAAUCGACACUGUGCUAGAUGUGUAUACGUUUUAUCUUGGUGGUGGGGUUUCUGGGUAUAAUGUCAGAGGGUGGAAAGUUUACUACAGACGGCGCCCGGAUGGGGAUAAACCGACACUUGCCCAGCUAGAUUCAUGGAUUACAGUUAGAGAGUUUAGGUCUGACGUAUCAGAGAACAGGGGUACAUAUCAGUGGGUGGGCGGCUAUUUGGGUAAAAUGAAGAGACGUUGGUAUAAUGAAGUAGACUAUUCACUCUGGCUUUAACAUUUCAAAGUCCCAAAGAGUGAUUUUCAAACUCCGCUCUUGUGUAACCCAUUACGCUAUCAAUCAACACGU